Molecule: messenger RNA, 3588 nt
Organism: Thamnophis elegans (Western terrestrial garter snake)
Lineage: Eukaryota; Metazoa; Chordata; Lepidosauria; Squamata; Natricidae
Gene: KCNH7
Product: potassium voltage-gated channel subfamily H member 7
Exons: 16
Coding region: 1-3588 (1195 amino acids)
Biological process (GO): potassium ion transmembrane transport; membrane repolarization during action potential
Cellular component (GO): membrane
Molecular function (GO): inward rectifier potassium channel activity
Source: RefSeq, a predicted model, not a curated record
AUGCCAGUUCGCAGAGGUCACGUGGCGCCACAAAACACCUUUUUGGGGACCAUCAUCCGGAAAUUCGAAGGGCAAAAUAAAAAAUUCAUCAUUGCUAAUGCCAGAGUGCAGAAUUGUGCGAUCAUCUACUGCAAUGAUAGCUUCUGCGAGAUGACGGGGUUCUCCCGGCCAGAUGUCAUGCAAAAACCCUGCACCUGCGACUUCCUUCAUGGACCAGAAACCAAAAGGCACCACAUUGCCCAAAUUGCCCAGGCAUUGCUUGGAUCGGAGGAGAGAAAAGUGGAAGUUACCUAUUAUCAUAAAGAUGGGUCUACCUUCAUUUGUAACACCCACAUCAUCCCAGUGAAAAACCAAGAAGGAGUGGCUAUGAUGUUUAUUAUUAGCUUUGAAUAUGUAACUGAUGAAGAAAAUGUGGAGUCUCCAGAGAAAUUCAGCCAGAUACUAACAGCCAAAGUUACAAACCGCAAACUUUUUGGAUUCAGGCUACCUGGAUGGAGUCUUUUUUCCUACAGAAAGCAAUCUUUGCCACAAGAAGAUCCUGAUGCAGUGAUUGUUGAUUCAUCAAAGCACAGCGACAACUCCAUGGCCAUGAAGCAUUUUAAAUAUCCUACGAAAGAAAGCUGCAGCCCCUCUGAAGGAGAUGACACCAAGGCACUCAUUCAACCAAGGACGUGUUCGCCUCCAGUGAAUAUAUCUGGGCCUCUAGAUCAUUCAUCACCAAAACAGCAGUGGGAUCGACUGUACCCGGAUAUGCUGCAUUCCAGCGCAGCAUUGACUCUUGCUCAAUCAAAAGAGAGCAUCAGUAGUAUAAGGAGGGCAUCUUCAGUGCACAACAUAGAAGGAUUUACCAUCCAUCCGAAGAACAUGUUUAGAGAUCGGCAUGCUAGUGAAGACAAUGGUCGCAAUGUCAAAGGUCCUUUUAACCAUAUCAAGUCAAGUCUGUUAGGAUCGACAUCUGAUUCAAACCUCAACAAAUACAGCACCAUCAAUAAGAUUCCCCAGCUCACUCUAAACUUUUCUGAUAUCAAAAAUGAAAAAAAGGCAUCAUCACCUCCAUCAUCAGAGAAAACAAUUAUUGCACCCAAAGUGAAAGAAAGAACACACAAUGUCACUGAAAAGGUUACCCAGGUCCUCUCUUUGGGUGCUGACGUCCUGCCAGAAUACAAGCUCCAAACACCCCGCAUCAACAAGUUUACGAUAUUGCACUACAGUCCUUUCAAAGCCGUCUGGGAUUGGCUCAUUUUACUGCUUGUGAUCUACACUGCCAUCUUCACCCCUUACUCGGCUGCCUUCCUUCUCAACGACAGCGAAGAACAGAAGAGGCGGGUGUGUGGCUAUUCCUGCAACCCCUUGAACAUGGUAGACUUAAUUGUGGAUAUUAUGUUUAUCAUUGACAUUCUCAUAAACUUCCGAACGACAUAUGUCAACCAGAAUGAAGAAGUGGUAAGUGACCCGGCGAGAAUAGCCAUUCACUACUUCAAAGGCUGGUUCCUAAUUGACAUGGUUGCUGCAAUACCUUUUGACCUGCUGAUCUUUGGAUCGGGCUCGGAUGAGACAACAACUCUCAUUGGCCUUCUGAAGACAGCCCGUCUACUGCGUUUAGUGAGGGUUGCCCGCAAACUGGACAGAUACUCGGAAUAUGGUGCGGCUGUCUUGAUGCUACUGAUGUGCAUAUUUGCACUCAUUGCUCACUGGCUGGCUUGCAUUUGGUAUGCCAUUGGGAAUGUUGAAAGGCAUUACUUGUCUCGUAAAAUCGGUUGGUUGGAUUCCCUCGGACAGCAGCUGGGAAAACAUUACAAUCGGAGUGACGGCAGCUCAGGACCAUCCAUCAAAGACAAAUACGUCACCGCACUUUAUUUUACCUUCAGCAGCCUGACCAGUGUAGGAUUUGGAAAUGUGUCUCCAAAUACCAACUCAGAGAAAAUCUUUUCUAUUUGCGUCAUGCUGAUUGGCUCAUUAAUGUAUGCAAGCAUUUUUGGAAACGUAUCUGCAAUAAUCCAAAGGCUAUAUUCUGGAACGGCACGGUAUCACAUGCAGAUGCUACGUGUGAAAGAGUUCAUUCGCUUUCAUCAGAUUCCCAACCCACUGAGGCAGAGGCUCGAAGAAUAUUUCCAGCAUGCGUGGACGUACACCAAUGGCAUUGACAUGAACAUGGUCCUAAAGGGGUUUCCAGAAUGUUUGCAAGCUGAUAUAUGUCUCCACCUCAACCAAAGUUUACUUCAAAAUUGCAAAGCUUUCGAGGGGGCGAGUAAAGGGUGUCUCCGGGCUCUGGCUAUGAAGUUUAAAACUACGCAUGCACCUCCUGGGGACACACUAGUCCAUUGUGGGGAUGUCCUGACUGCACUUUACUUCCUUUCCCGAGGCUCCAUUGAAAUCCUCAAGAAUGACAUGGUUGUAGCAAUUCUUGGCAAAAAUGAUAUUUUUGGAGAAAUGGUCCAUCUUUAUGCAAAACCAGGAAAAUCAAAUGCAGAUGUGAGAGCACUAACCUACUGUGACUUACAUAAAAUCCAGCGAGAAGACUUGUUAGAAGUUUUGGAUAUGUAUCCUGAAUUUUCAGACCUGUUUCUCACCAAUUUAGAACUCACUUUCAACUUGAGACAUGAAAACGCAAAAGCUGAUCUUGCAAUAAGGCGACAGACCACAAAUGAUUCGAAUGGAGACAGUGGUAAACUCCGAAGAAGGAAAUUGUCUUUUGAAAGUGACAUGGAUAAAGAUUAUGACAAAGAAGAUGAGAAUUCCAUGGACAACAACCAGCAUUGUCAGGCCAUCGAGAAACAUUAUGUGGAAAAGAGAAGCAGGUCAUCAUCUUCUGUGUCAUCGACAGAUGAUGAGCAGAAACCUUUUUUUUCUGAGAUCAUAGGCUACCCAGCUGGACUAGGCAAGGCUGCAGUAUUGGAUUUUGAGGAAAUGGUGAAUGCAACAGAAAGACUCCAAAGUGAUCGACGAAGUCACUCCUGUAAAGAUAUCAGGGACAGGAGAACCUGGGAGGAAGAGCAGAGCAGAAGUCACCAAGAAUCCUCUUGUCCAUCCGCAUUACCUCCUGUCACCUGGGGGAUCUCUGAAACAGAAAGUGAAAUCAACUAUGGCGAAGUGGAGCAGAGGCUAGAUCUACUUCAAGAGCAACUCAGCAGGCUUGAAUCCCAAAUGACAGCUGACAUUCAAACCAUCUUACAGCUGUUGCAGAGACAGUCAGCCCUCAUCCCACCUGCUUAUAGCAUGGUGAUGGCAAAUGCAGAUUACCAGAAACCAGCUGUCCGGCUAUUGCGACGUCUUCAUCCCAUCGCAUCAAUUAAAACAGAUCGAAGCUUCAGUCCUUCACAGGGUCCCAAAUUCUUGGAUCUUGACAAAUUGAAAGAGAAAUCCAAAGAAUCCCUCUCAAGUGGAGAGCAUCUUCACCUGGCCUCGGAAGAUAACCUGGCUUCCCUUUUGGAACAGGAGCACGACUGCUCUGUAGAGCCAGUCCCAUCACUCCGUAAGACCUACCUCCACCCAAAUAGGCACCCAUCCUUGCCCGAAUCUCCCCUAAGCACGACAGGAAUGUUGGGUCUCCAUAGGCAUGUCUCUGAUCCUGGUCUUCCUGGGAAAUGA